AUGAAUUGUAGAAUAUGUAUAUUGCUGAUUUUGUUGCUGAUAUUGACUACUACAAUUUCUGGACAAAGACAACUUUAUUAUAGUUAUAAAAAGUCAGCAGAAGCAGCAACAAGAACAACAACAAUACCAAUACCAAUACCAACACCACCAAACACAAUUUCACCACCUUCUUCAAAUGUACAAUCAAAAUCAACUUCACUACCUUUACCAUCAUCACCACCAAGGAUAAACAACAACAACAAACCAACAGUAAUAUCAAUAGAUUCCUAUGAUGAUGAAUAUAUAAAGAAAGUAGAGUUUUUAAAUAGUUUCAAAAGGAAAUCAUCACCGUCUUCUUCAUCAUCAUCAUCAACAACACCCAUACAGAUUAAAAAAUUGACAAGACAAUCAAUUAGAGCACAAGAGCUACUAGAACUUCGUCAAUUAAAUUCAAACUAUAACAACAAGAAUAACAAAAUCAAUAGUUUUAACAAGAAAGAAGAUAAAGUAAUUGAAAGUCUUAAUCAAAAUUUCACAAGAGUUUUAUAUUCAUAUUGGAACUCAUCAGUGUAUUGCCGUCCAUCAUGCUAUUUCUUUGAUGCCAAGAAUUGGAAUAACCAUUCAGCACCCAGAGCAGGAUAUAACAACUAUGCCUAUGUCAGCGUCGAUAUGAGUUGGUUGUCGGUAACAACAUUAAAUUCACUUACUUCAACAGGACUUUCAAUGCCGAUUACUUCACAGUCGGUAACUCUACCAUUAGUUUCAUUGCGUCCCGAAUAA
Heterostelium album PN500 is the source of this 759-nucleotide messenger RNA. RefSeq lists its product as uncharacterized. The coding region runs from base 1 to 759 and encodes 252 amino acids. The transcript is spliced from 3 exons. The record is from RefSeq and is a predicted model, not a curated record. Lineage: Eukaryota; Evosea; Eumycetozoa; Acytosteliales; Acytosteliaceae.